This is a messenger RNA of Rhipicephalus sanguineus (brown dog tick), 4689 nucleotides long. Its product is annotated as hemicentin-2. The record is from RefSeq and is a predicted model, not a curated record. Gene Ontology annotation, molecular function: protein binding. Lineage: Eukaryota; Metazoa; Arthropoda; Arachnida; Ixodida; Ixodidae. The transcript is spliced from 13 exons. The coding region runs from base 499 to 2883 and encodes 794 amino acids.
UCGCAGUCACUCGCCGCAUUCGCUUCGGUUCUGGCUUACGCUGUAACGGUCUCCGGCCGCUGCGCUCCUCCGCCGUAGCGCGCUGACUCUCAAUCGCCGAGUUAGGAUUCUGCUCAAUCGGAUGCAUGCUUUGCCGUCUACUAGUUAGCAGAUAACUGAGUUUAGCGUUUUUUAUAAGUUUAGGCGGGCAGUAACAAUUGUAAAGUUUUGGUUUCGCACAGCUGCCAGACAGGAAAGCCGCUGUUCGCAGAGCUGUGUCUCUUGCCGUACCUAACGUUUUACUUUCAGCUUUUAAGCCUUGCCCUUGUUAAGAGCUCCAACGAAGGAAUCCCAAGAGCGAAGAAGCUAGAAAAGGUGCAACAUAUUUUUUUCUCUCUGUCUCUCUCUCUCUUUCGAAGCACCAGAUGCGGCAACGCGUACUUGUCAGUCACCAGUCAGGUUUUGUGCACUAGUGACGUGAGGUGCCGACUCCGGCGAUUCCUGGAAGCACCAGAGACUAUGGGAAUAUUAGGAACAAUGUCAAGGUCGCUCAAUCAAUCGGCAGCGAGGACAAGCGUUGCUUGGAUUACAAUUUCACGGGAUUGCCUUUGGUCCGUUGCGCUGACAUGCACGCUUCUGCUGGUUGCAUGCCCCGAGGACGUAGAAGCAUUAAGCAACGCCCCAUUCGAAGUGACCACCGUGGCCGGCGGUGACGCCUGGCUCCCGUGCAACAUCACCCCUGACGGCAACGAAGAACGACCCGUCGCGCUUAUCCUGUGGUACAAGGACAACUCUUCGACUCCCGUCUACACGGUCGACGCUCGCUGGGGCAGCCUUCUCCAGGGUGCGCGGCACUUCCCCAGCGAAGAGGACGAGGAGCUGGCUGCCAGGAUGAGCUUUGAGGCCAGCCACCAGCCGGCGCUGCUACGAGUGACGCGCGUUGAAGCCGAAGACGCCGGGGUGUACCGCUGCCGGGUAGACUACCGUCAAGCGCGCACUGAAGUCACGUACACCGCUCUACGCGUCAUAGUGCCUCCAAGAGAGCUCAUUGUGCUCGAUGAGUACGGCCAGAGGCAAGUUGACGUCCUUGGGCCAUACAACGAGGGCACCACUGUUCUUCUCGUAUGCGAAGUGGAAGGAGGAGAUCCUCCGCCCGAAGUUGUCUGGUACAAGGACGGCGAAGUGCUGGAUGCCAGCUUCUCCGUGCUGUGGCCGCAAGGCGUCGUGCGGAACGAGCUGCGACUGGGUCCGCUGCGACGGCGAGACCUUCUCGUCGCGCUUCAGUGCACCGCCUCGAAUAACAACCUCACCGAGGAGCUGUCGGCCCGCCUCAAGUUGGACCUCACUCUGAAACCCACCGAGGUGAAGGUGUCAUUACCUGCACUGUCGACACCUACAAGUGGCGCCGCCCUCGUGGCUGGCGAAGUUGCCGAGGCACGCUGCCUGGCGCGGGGAGCGCGUCCCGUGGCGCAAGUCACCUGGUUCAAAGGAAGCGAGCGCCUGCAGCACGACCGCCUGCUGUCUCGAGAGCCUGGCCUAACGCUGAGCGCCGUGAGCUUCGUGGUUCGCGCCCAGGACCACGGCUUGCAGCUUACGUGCCGAGCGGACAACCCGAGCCUUCCAGGGAGCGAGAUCAGCGAUUCAAUUCCGCUUAACGUUCAGUAUCCACCGCAGCUGUCGCUCACAGCUUCCGACCUCCGUCCACACGAAGGCGAGAACUCGACGUUACGCUGCGACUGGAGCGCCAACCCGACCGUCAACGCCAUCUGGUGGCGCCGCGACGGGCAGCUGCUGGAGUGGCGAGACGAGGUGCUUCACCUGAGCAACGUGAGCAGGGCACACUCCGGACUGUACGAAUGUCUCGCCUCUAACCGUUUCGGCGAAAGCUUCAGCAACCAACUGAGGCUCUCUGUGCAAUUCGCUCCAGAAUGCGCAGAGAAUCAAAGGGAAGAGUACGCGGCGUCUCCCGAGCUCCGCAUCGCUUGCGAGGUACGCGCCAACCCGAGCGACGAGCUGCACUUCGAGUGGCUGGCCAACACCACCAAGCGCACAGGGCGCAUCAACAGCUUGACGGUGAACGGAACCCGGGCCCUCGCCCGAGCCGUCGCCAGCAGGGAGCUCGAGUACGGCCUGCUCCUCUGCUGGGCCUCAAACAACGUGGGCAAGCAGCGGGAACCGUGCGCCUUCCGCAUCGUGCCGCCCGCGCCGCCAGGAACUCCGCACAAUUGCACGGUGACUGCUCAGAGUCAAGACGGCAUGGCGGUCACCUGCGUACCGGGCUCCACAGGUGGUCUCCCGGUGACUUUCUUCGCCGAACUUCUCGUUGACGGCACGGCGACGUCACCGCCUGCGAUGUUGCGGAAUGCCAGCGACUCUCGAAGGCCCGAGUUUAGCUUCGCAGGGUUGCCCAAGGAAGGUUCCCUGCUGGUGCGCGUGUACGCCGCAAACUCCCAAGGCCGCAGCGCUGACGCGGAGGUCCACCUUCCCGCCGGAUUGUCGCUGCUGCACAAACCUACUCACACAAAUGACUCCACUGCGGUGAAACUGCCAGGCCACGUAUUAGGUUUUCUCGUCGCGGCUGUCGUCGCGCUGGCUUCUGUUAUGGUCUCGCUUACAGCUGCGAGACACUGGAAGCGUCGGCGGAGGCGUAAAGAGGCAAAACAUGCAGUACAGCUUCAGAAGUAUUCCCCUGAGAAGACGUUUUGCGAGUGUACUUCCGGUGAGGUCGUGUACCAGUCUCCAGAUCUCAUCACGAGCAAGUACGGAGUGUCAGGCGAGUAUAUACAUUUGGCGUCGACUUGUAGUCGGUUUCAAAGAGACACACACACUCUUAGAAACAGCCAGCACUAUCUGGUUAUCAUUCGCACAUUAAUAUUCUUAAGUUAUAGCGACAGUGCUCGAUAAGAACCAACUAUUCUUCGAUUUGGCGAUGUUUUUCUUUUGUUUUUUGUUUACAUAUCUUUGUGUGUCGUUCCUUUGUGUGUGAGCACUUAUUCGGCUAUGCAUAUCGGAUGUCAAUUUUUUUAAUGGGAUCUAUUCUAGUUUCUGUGUGUCAUAAUUUCAUCAUUGAUUCCAUUGAUGCGAUGUUCCCUUAUCGCAGAAACUUCACAACGAGCCAGUUUGUCACUAAUACUGACAAGCACUAACGGAGGCAUAACAAGAUAUAAAUAGUCGCCAUGGAUCAUGCUCCUUCAGCGAGACCGAACAUUUUCUGCACUAUAAAACAAGACGCACUAAUAUUUUUACUCGCCUUGUAAUAAGUGUGCUGAUAUAUUCACAACAUAUGGCCGGCCAUUCACAAAAGGAGCCUUGCACUUGACUUGUAGCAAACGGGUUUCGUUGAGCUUCGAGUUCUAUUAAGAAAUUGUGAUACCUUUUUUUUAAAAAAAGAAAUUUCCGUGAGCUACGUGCUUCAUGAUUAUCGCUUUGGUUUAGCCUUUGUCUUCCUCCUUUGGAAUAAUUAUGCACUAUGAAACUAGGCGCACCAUGAGAUCUACCGUAAAAAAAAGUUUGAAUCACAAGAACGCACGAAGCUUGUUCUCGCGCAGAGAUCCUGACCAGGCUAUUUUCUACAGAACGGCUGGAACAUGCUUAUUUUUUUAUUAAGGAUGAGCAUAUAGAGUUCUGUGACUGCGUACUUUGUUUAGACUUCAAAUGUGCAAUCACCACCAAAAAAAAAGAAAAACAUUUGACGGCCCAGACGCGACUGCAAUUUUCUCCCACGACAAAGGAAGCCGAAACUUUCAAAAAAUGAAUGAAAAUGUUAAACAUUUCCACUUCUAUUUGCGAAUUAGCUUUCUAUAUUUAGCAAUCAAGAGGCACAAUGUGCUAAACGUAGCGGGAAUUCCUUAGGUCACAAAUUAUUGUAUGAGGCUUUUAUGGGCCGAUAACUGAUGUAAUUGUGAAGGUUGUCUUAGCGGUAGAGUCCGAAUGAAUUUUUAUCACCAGGGGUCCUUCGUACCUAAAUCUAUGUACACGAGUGUUUGAAAGCAUGUUGUUUACUUGUCCACCCUCAUUUAUUUAUUUUAUCUCCUUUAAGCCGUGCAGACCGAGCCGUAGCAGUAUCAGCAUUGCAUGGCGAGGUAGUCGGUGCGUCUAUGAUCGACACCUGCUGCCCCGGAACAGUCAGCUUGGAGUCGGGCUGUGUGGAACCUGUACAAAUCAAGCUCACAACAUUCGCCCCUCGCGCAAGCCCCGAAGACCGCAGGCAGGCGUCAUCUCCGUGCAUUUGUUCGCCCUCGAGUGUGCUACAGACGCGAAAGUCUUCGCGCCCGCAGGACCUGUACUGCACUGGUGUAGAGUCGCCGAUCACCGCCACGUGAACGACGACAGAGCAGGAGGAUUUAUGUCAAGACAAGGUAAACCGAAGGCCAAGCAGUGGUUUGUGAUAAGAGACUUCAGCGACGGUUCAUCAGUCAUCAAUCCUGCUUGUUCCCUUUCAUUUCCACAAGAUGGAGACAGCUCUUCUCACGGUGGCGUUAAAAUUACGAACCCAAAUCAUGUGGGCUUGCGUAUGGACGUUUCGCUAAGCUGAAGCGAUCCUUCCGUUUCUCUUACAACGUACAAACCGUGCCUACACACAUGGAUGUUUUUAAACACGUUUAAUAAAGUUGACUGCAGCGAUUUCAUCCAGAAGGUGCUUUUAAUAAAAAGUGUCGGCAACACGCCGGUCAGCGAAGGAAUGAAUGGCACAAAUAAAUAUCUUGGGAA